GAGCCCUACCGCAGCGGUGACGAUCCUUUCGAAUUCACCGGAUUAGCCAGAGGCGGCCAACAAGUAAUUAUCGUAUAUACGUCAUACGAUAAGACACAAAUGCUAUACGAUAAGACGAUGCAAUCUUUUUAAUUUUAUUGUUAACUCUAUAACCGAAGAUUAGUAUACUAGCAUAGUACUUAACACGCCAGCAGGUUGCUCGAUUAAAGAAGAAUUAUGGAAAGGCGAUCGAUCUGCUGGUCGAAUUGGCGUCGUUGCAGCACAAUUUCCAGAUGCUCGACAGGAGAAAGAAAAGGGGGAUACGGCCACCCUGCAAUAAAUGCCGGAGCGCGCCAGACAACCGAGGAGAAAGCGCGAUGACAGAACGAGAUGGGAAACGAAAAUCGGAGGGGGAUUCGAGCGCGCUGCGGGCCCAAUUAUACCAAGAAAAUACAGCCCAUAAAACCAGCCUAACUGCUGCCAAACAUCGGGAUAUGAUAAUGAGAACGUGACUGUUGCUCUUCCUUGCCUCCUAGCCCCGUAGAUGGAUCUCAUAGAUGUAGCAGCUGCCAAAACGAGAGAGAAAUUUUUUCCUAAAUUUCAACUGUCCUGUCAGACAUUUUGCACUUGAUUUUUACGCUAAAUUAAGAUAACUCACAACCGAUAUAUAAUUUAUCUUUGAGAACAAGUUUCUUUAUUAUUUUUGACAUAUGUGUUCGUUCAAUUAUAUAGAUUUCCUUAAGUGUAACUCUUGCCAUAAAUUAUAUAUAUAUAUAAUUUUAUACAUAUUUGCUAUUAGAUACAUAUAUGUAAAAUAUUAAAUCUGUGUUGCAUAUGAAACGAGAAGUGAUCGAAUAGAUCGAUUCGAUCGCUAUACGGAUAGGCGUGUACGCAAGCGGGACGGAAAUCCUGACGGGCGGGAGAAAUCAGAAGACCCUGUAAAGAAACAAACAAAGAAGGAGGGGAUAAGCAGACGGGCGCGAUCGUGGAGAGUCUCGAAUUGACAUCUACACGAUGCACGACCGAUACCUCGGUAUGUCGAUCGAUCGGCGGUGGAUGGCAUAUACGGCGCAAAGUUUAAAGUAGCCCUUACGAUCGUAAUUUUAAGAACGGAAAAUGCGUUGGAUCUUGUUGUUGACAUUAGUGCGUGCAAUAUGGUGCGCGCACGGCGCCUGCGAGCCGAUCAGAAUCGAGAUGUGUCGCGGUCUCGGCUACAACGUUACUGUCAUGCCGAAUCUAGUCGGUCACGAGAUCCAAGGCGACGCUGAUUUUACUUUACAGACGUUUAGCCCGCUUAUUCAAUAUGGAUGCAGCGCGCAAUUACAUCUAUUUCUGUGCUCGGUAUAUGCACCAAUGUGCACCGAAAAGGUCCCCGCACCCAUCGGACCUUGCCGAGGUCUAUGCGAGCAAGUACGAGCCCGUUGUUUUCCGGUGCUUCAGGGAUUCGGCUUUCCUUGGCCUGCUGCGUUAAAUUGCUCCAAGUUUCCACCAGAAAACAAUCAUCAACACAUGUGCAUGGAAGGACCGGGCGAACCUGGACCAGCUAAUCCUAUCCAGGCGAUGAGCGCCAGCAAUGGACCCUGGGGCUGUUCCUGGUACGCUAAAUCUGGAUUGUACAUCUUCCUGAAUCGCUCUGGAAGAUGCGCCGCCGCUUGCGACGCCGACAUUCUGUGGUCUCAAAAGGACAAGGGGCUUACAGAGGCCUGGAUGGCUGUAUUCACGACGGUAUGCCUCGUCUCCGUCGUGAUAGCUAUCUUCAUACUCCUAAAGCCGCGUAAACAGCCUGUACUGACCACUAUCGCAGAACGUGCAAUAGUCUUCUUGACGAUCUGCCAUGCAAUAGUUGCAAUCGGUUAUGUGAUCCGACUGGCCGCUGGUCGGCUGAACGUCGCCUGCACGCCUGCGAUUCCGCUGCACCCGCAGGAGCAGAUUGUCCUGGCCCAACAGCAACAACAGUACCUCACGCAAGACGGUUUAGCUAAUCCUUACUGCGCUGUCGUUUUUCUAUUACUCUAUUACUUUGGAAAUGCUGCAAUUGUUUGGUGGGUCGUGAUAUGUGCGUGGUGGUGCAUAAUGGCCAGAAAAUGGACGAAGACGACCGGCAACUGCAAGGAGGAUAGUUUAGGACAAGGAUUCUCAACCAUCACCGCCGUCUUGGCUUGGGGCUUGCCCGCUACGCACACUAUUGCUGUACUGGUUACAAGAGAUGUCGAUGCCGACGAGUUGACCGCAAGUUGCUUCGUUGGCCAGCAGAAUACGCACUCUCUACUCGUAUUAGUACUAGCUCCGCAAUUCGUUUAUCUAUCGUUCGGCAUAAUGUUUCUAUUGGUGGGUUUAGCGUCAUUGACAUUGUCACAACGUCCAACGGUGACGCCGACGUCGACAUCGGCAUCAUCAUCGUCGGCGGCAACAGCGGCGGCUGCAGCAUCUACGAUGACGACAGCAGUUUUAACAGCGUUAACGACGUCCCAUACGAAUCCGCUGAUGCGUCAGCAGCGCGAGAUGUCCGGUAAAUCGUCCCCGGCCGAGAUUCAUCGGCGACAGAAGCAGCUGUUGAUCCGCGUUGGCAUAUUCGGCUGUCUUUACGCCGUUCUGAUAAUCUGCCUCGUCAGUACAACUUUUUACGAAUGGUGGGGCAGGGAGACGUGGCUCCGAGCACCGGAACCGUCCACGGCGCCGCGUGUGCCCGCUCGACCUGUGUUGCAGUUCUUCAUAUUGCGGCUGGUGCUGACUCUUGGUGCCGGCGUGAUGGCUUCCGCGUGGAUCUGGUGGCCGGAAGUAACGAUCGUGUGCCGCAAGCUAUCGCACUGCAAACAACCGCCGCACAAAUGUCAUCCGGUACCUGUCGUGCAUUGUUACAGCGCCGGUACCGCUAGUCCCGUACCUCAUCAGAUUCAUCAUCUCAGUCAUUUGACGCCGUCGCAGCAUCCUUUGUUACAUCAACACGCAAUAGCGAAUUCGCAAAUGCCUCAUAGAAACUAUAAAAAGUAUCGGAAACAUCGAAAACAUCAUUCUGGCAGCGAGACGCAAGUUUGAAUGACAAUCGCAAUUGCGCGUAGUUCAUUGUUGGUCACAAAGUGCCUUAAACACGUCAUGUAUUUAGCCUAUAACACGUAAAAGCGAUACGAGCGUAAUGUAUCCUUUGUCUGCCAAUUUCUUACGUGCAUGCGUAAAGUCAUCCGUUCUAAUUUAAGUUAUUUUUAUCGUAUUCGUUUCAUAAUUUUUCAUGUAUUCUGUUCAUUCCACGUUUAUAACGUAAUAUAAAUUUAAUGACGUUUCUCUUUCUCCAUUUAAGAUAGAACCGUGUGAUGAAAGAAUCUUCAUCGCAAUUUUAGAGAUUUAUUGGAAAAUGCAAUUUACAUUAAUAAACUACUAUAAAUGGUGCGUCUCCUAAAUACGCCAUUGAAUUUAUUUGCUGUAAUAUUCGUGGAGAUGAGAGAACGGUCGGUGCUAAAUUUAAACCUCGAAGGAUAGCAGUCGGAGAAGAAUGCGUUCAAUUAGGUUUCCUACACGUGCAAUCGUGAUCAUGUAAACGCAUAUGUAUAUAAAGCAUCACGAAUAAAUCUCGUAUAAUACAUCACAUAGAUAGAUCGCACUUUAAUUCUGUGAUGUAUAAUUUUCGACACGGCGCGAUCUUUUUAAUCCAUUGUUAGCUAAAUUCUUUUACAUGUACAAAGUUUAUUUCGUUAUAUUAAUAGUUUACUCUUCUUUUUUCUCAAAAAUUAUUUUCGCGUUAUACGAGAAAAAAAAUUUUUUAAAUAAACGGACGGUUUGAUGUGAUAUCGAUGGAAUUAUUCAGAUUGAUUGCUAAUACAAUAUGUAAUAUAAAUAUUUAAAGUGUAUAUAUUUUUUCUCCUUAUAACUUAAUUCCAGACAGCACAACGUAAAUAUUUGUGAACUAUGACUAUUGAUUAAAAAGAUAAUUCAAAAUAAAAUUUAUCAAGUCAAUAUUGUAAUAACAUCAUUUUUUAAAUACUAUGUUGCAAUAUUAUAUAUUUUAAGAUUAUUUCUGUCAACUCGUCCGACUUGUUUCUAGAUUAUCGAUAAAUUGUCAAAUUGUUAUUGCCAUUUUAAGCGCAUAAAAUAUGAAUAUCUAGACCGUAUUCCAAAUUCCAAAAUUCACAGUCAGUAUUGGAAAGAACAGACUCAUAGAUUCCCAUUACUGGCAGUGAAUUUUAGAACACAGCCCUAGAUACAAGCAUGAUUUGUUACUAUUAUGUUGCGCAUGCGCUAAAAAGGGAGCAUGAUCAUAUUGCGCGAGUACACGAAAGACGAAAGUCGUACGAGUGUAUCGAAGACUUGAUUAAUUGUUUUUAAAUGAUUUAAAGAAAUAGUGGUGUUGUGUUUUAAAAAAUACUGAUAUUUAUAUCGAAAAGGAAAAAGGAAAGAAAUUUGUUAUAUUCAUUAUAGCAGAAAUAGGCGGAGAUUAUAAAAUUAGAGGUUAUGUGUAAUCAUAAUCUUGAUGUAAAAGAAAAAAAAAACAUCUUU
Messenger RNA from Formica exsecta, 4467 nucleotides. Its product is annotated as frizzled-4. Gene Ontology annotation, biological process: canonical Wnt signaling pathway; non-canonical Wnt signaling pathway. Bases 1096 to 3015 code for a protein of 639 amino acids. Gene Ontology annotation, molecular function: Wnt receptor activity; Wnt-protein binding. Gene Ontology annotation, cellular component: plasma membrane. The transcript is spliced from 9 exons. The record is from RefSeq and is a predicted model, not a curated record. Lineage: Eukaryota; Metazoa; Arthropoda; Insecta; Hymenoptera; Formicidae.